This is a messenger RNA of Pelobates fuscus (common spadefoot toad), 3458 nucleotides long. RefSeq names its product KIAA0513 ortholog. The coding region runs from base 286 to 1539 and encodes 417 amino acids. The transcript has 13 exons. NCBI's taxonomy places the organism in Eukaryota, Metazoa, Chordata, Amphibia, Anura, Pelobatidae. The record is from RefSeq and is a predicted model, not a curated record.
GUGUGAGAGAGUGGGCAGAAGGAGCAGGCAGUGCAGAGUGGAGCUCAGCUCAGACACACACACAGAAAGAGAGAGACAGGGAUUCAUGCUAGCUGAGCUAUCACCAUGGCCAAAGCAAGAACCCUGAGACUGUGAGGAGCAGAUACCGUCAGCUGUCUGUGAUACGGCAUGUAAUUUGGACUAAAGUUUUGAUCUUUUUAAGAUACUUUAGUGAUCUACUUGUCCAGUGCACAAACUGGAAUCAUCACCCACCUUCCUGCCCCAUCACUGCUUCUGUUUGAAGCUAUGGAGGUCCCAGAUGUCCCAGUAGGUAACCUGAUAGACUUGGAUGGGGAUCUAGAUGUUGUGGUACCACAGUGUCCCAUCCAACUGGAUACGGAUGGUCUCUUAGACAUUGAGGUCAAGCCCCCAGAGAAUGAGGCAGCUGAAGAGGAGGUAGAGAGUGAUGCUACAGAGUCGGCAGACAGUGAGAAUGAUAUGGCCGGGUCACCCAACCGCCACUGCUGGAAUCAUUCACAGCGGUCCUCCUUGGAAUCCUUCUCUUCCAAUCAAAGCACAGAAUCUGCCCGGGAUGAGCAGAUGUCCGAGCAGCGGGAGUUUAUCAGGAGAUACGUACAGAAGAUCUUCGAAGGAGGGGAAGAUAUAGAGCAGGAGGAUAAAGCCAGGUUUGGUGAGCUUUGCAGUACGGAAAAUGGAAAGGGCAGAGAAUGGUUUGCACGAUUUGUCAGUGCUCAGCGUUGCAACUCCAAAUGUGUCUCGGAGCAGACUUUCUACCGGCUGGUCCAGUCCUUUGCUGUAGUGCUUUUUGAGUGCCACCAGAUGGACGAUUUUGGUCCGGCCAAGAACCUGAUGACUAUGUGCUUCACAUAUUACUAUGUUGGGAAACCUCAUGUCGCACCCACGGAGUCCAGAGAGAAGCCAGUGAGUACCGGCAGUAUUGAUGCAUAUCUAAAAUCUGCGAACAGCUGGCUAGCCGAGAAAAAGGACAAUGUUGGACGACUGCUGAGGAACUCCUCAACCACCACUGAAAAUGUGAAAGUCUUCUUUGGUGGUCUGGAGAGCAAAUUGAAGGGUCCUCUCUCCAAGAGGGAAAGUGAAGACCAGCCAAAGGAGAAGCCGUCCGAUAACUUUCCUGCACAGUGUCCAGAUGACAAGAAGGGAGAGAAAAUGUAUCUUUAUACACACCUAAAGCAACAGCCGAUCUGGCACACGUUGCGGUUCUGGAACGCAGCAUUCUUUGACGCAGUUAACUGCGAGAGGAGGAAGAGGUCUCCCACUACAAGAGGGAAUGCUGGGGAGGAAGAGGAGGAGAGAGAGAAAUGGAAUCACAUGACACAAGAAGAACGAGACGACAGUCUUCAGUUCAAUGAGAACAUUACAUUUGGACAGCUGGGAACAUUCACACACAACAUGGUGGCUUUUGGGCUCAACAAGAAAUUGUGUUAUGACUUUCUGAAGAAACAAGCUGUGAUUGGGAGCCUGGAUGAAGAGAAAUUCAAGGAGCUCACGGACCACAUUGACCAAAUGGCGGUUGAAUAGAUCAGUGGUGAAGAUGGAUUUUCUCUACCAGUAUUGAGGGGGGAAGAAAAAACCUAAGGCAGAUGGCCGGACUAGGGAGAGUCUGCUCUGGACUCUCCUGAAGCACAGGGCAGUCGCCAUGAUUGAAAUCCGAGAAAUUACCUGUACAGUAUAUAUUUUGAAAGCGAGAUAAAGGAGUUUUUUUUUUUGUUUUUUUUUGUCUACACAUUAGUAUUUAAUAUAUUUGUGUUUUCUGUGGACUUUGUCAGGAAACAGGGAAAAACUGAGCAGUGUUCUUUGAACAGAUUAUAUGAAUUUGUUUAUUUUUUUAAAAACAUAAAUAUAUAUAUUUAGCCCGAAAGAUUUAUUACUAGUCAUUAACCCUGUCAUCGCUAGCGUCGCGUGUAAUCCGGUACUAUCGCUGCCGAUUAGAAAGGUGGUGUCCUCUGUGUUUGUGAGAGACUCGUUCCGUGGUAUGUUCAUUAGAAGUAGGUAUUGUGGUGCGGCGAUUGUGAAAUGCUUAACCGCAAUUAUAUAUGUACAUAUUUAUCGGCUAUAAUUUCUACCCGAUGGGCGCAGUAGAUUUAAUAUAGUUUCUGGUAAGGAUAUUGUGCGCUUGUACUCCUCUAAAACAGAUGUUUUAAAUAAUUCUAUAUUUGAAUUGUGACAGAAACCCGCAUUUUACCAGCUACGCCGUGUUUUUCGUUCAUUUUCCUACUCUAUAUUUGUAUUUAAACUAGGUUGUGCUUUGUAGGUCCUUAGGAACAGUUUAAAUACACACCUAUAUUUUAUUAACUGAGCAUGUCUGGUCUCGGUUAUACUAGCAAUGUGACUUUUUACAGUAUACACAUAUAAGCUGGGAUAAAGUUAAUGUGGGCAUCUGUAUGUACCCCAUUGUUUUACUGAAAUUUGGGGCGCCUGGAAGCUAUCAGCUUAUAGAGACAAGAGCUCGUAAACUGACCCAAAAUCACAUCCAGUAAAUAAAAUGGCUGUGGAUUAAAUUCGUGGAGACCAUAUAAUGGAUUCAAACAGGAAACGGUGAUGCUUAUACAAGCUCCUUCUGUGGUCAGAUAGGUAACUCCAAGCAAACCAUAAUUCACCGGCACACAAAUUAAUACAAUUACAUUAGAUUAGAAUUGAGGGAAAUUGACACUCUGCCUCUUUUGCCAAUUUGUCCAUAAUCUGCCCAUUUUGUCCAAAAUCUUUAUUUAUUUUUUAUUUUAUUUUUUUACACCUUAGUAUUUGCAACUGGCUCACAAAGAGUUAGUGGCAUUGCUUUGGACCAUCAACCGGAGACAAGUUAUAUAGACCGGCGUGCAAUUUCUCCUGAAUUCCUGUUUAACAGCCUCUGCCUGGCUGGGAGUUUGCCACUUGAAGACACUGGUUACUCAAUACACUUACGGACACGGUUUAUGAAACACCAGAUUUGGGGCAUCACUGCCCUGUGUGCCAGAACUAUGACCACCCUGCUACCUUUAUACUUUUUAAGUUACACUGCAAUUUACCAACCACCCCCAGGGCAGCUUGUGUCUAACUGUGUUGCUUAUUUAAUCAAUUUCGGUUGUAUCUUUUCUAAGGUGUGUAUGUGACUGAGUGUAUCUGGGGUUUUGUGUCUGUACAUUUUGCUGUCAUUAAUAUGAUGCUCGGGGUCAAGUUGAAUCUCUGUGAAAUGUUAAGCUAAAGUAUUAUUAGGUGACUAGAAUUAAUAUUAUUAUUAUUAUUAUUAUUACAGAGUUGUUUGUAUGUAUUUUACCUGUUGCUUUGUGUUGUUGUGUGAAUGACAAAGUUGAUCAGUCAUUCUGCCAUUUUAAGUUUGUUGCUAGAGCAUGAUGCGGCCAUUUUGUUUAUCCCGGAGUAUGUGUUCGCACACAGCAACCCAUAAAAUGGAUGAGCUCUAUUAAUUAUCUAAAUUAUUUUGUUUUUUUAUACUGCAUUGCUAC